AUGGGAUCCGCCUCGUCCAAGCCGACAGACCCUCCGCCCAAUCAGCCCAAUCCGCUCACGGCUCGUGAGAUUGCUGCCACUGAGGCCCUACAUGCCGAGCUGCGGGCGGUGCGCAAGGCGACGACAGCCGCGCCACCUGUGCCGACGGACAUACCGGUCGACGCGCCGAUGGCGUCGGCGGGCGAGGAAUACGUGUUCCAUCCGAAUCCGCUGCCGGUUGAUGCCGAAGGCUAUGCUGAGGCGCUGCCGGUGACCGAGACGGUGGCCAUUGCGGCGCGAUUUGCCGAGCUGGGCGUGGUGGUGGUGGGCGGGUGCCUCGACGCCGAUGAGGCGGCUGCGUCGGUCGAUGCUGUGUGGGAUCUGCUCGAGCGCCACUCGCCGCCCAUCGAGCCGCGGCUGGACCGCCACAAGCCAGAGACGUGGGUGACAGCCAACUGGCCGGCGCUGUCCAAGCUGGGCAUCCUCGGUGACACCAUUGCCCUGCAUCCGGCCCUCUUCCGCAACCGGGUCAACGCCCGCGUCGUCGACGCCUUUGCCGCCAUCCUCGGUACACGCGACAUGUGGCUCAACAUCGGCCGGGUCUCCGCGAUGCGCCCCACCCGCGACGUUCCGCUGCCGGUGAGCAUCUUCGAUCCGGCCCGCGAGGUUGAUGCCGCUGCGCUCGCCGAAGCCCCGCGCGUCACCGACGCCCUUGGCCGCGAGUGCCUCCUCAUCGACAUGGAUGAGUGGCGGACCGUCGAGGGCUGGCUCCACCUUGACUUUAAUCCAAAGACCGGCGAGGCGACCGGGUUCUCGUGGCGGACCAUCGAGCCCGCCGCAAAUGUGUGGGACGCCGCCGAUGCAAACGUCAAGCUCCAGGGCGUCCUCGCCCUCAAGGACUGCUCCGUCCACGAUGGCGGCUUCCACUGCGUGCCAGGCGUGGCGCCGCACAUCCGUGCCUGGGCCGCCGCCAACGGCGACGCCCUCGCCACACAGCCUAUGCCGGGCGACACCACCGUUCAGAUCCCGAAGGACGACCCUAUGCGCGCCGCCAUCCAGCGCGUCGGUCUUCGCGCAGGCUCGCUCGUCAUCUGGUCGUCAGCCACUCCGCAUGGCACGUACCCCAACACAUCGCCGGACAUGCGCAUCAUCCAGUACAUCAAGGCCACCCGCAGGGACCAGCGCUACUGGCGCCCGCUCUACACGCCCGACGACGUGCUUCCACCCGACUGGUCCCCCACACACGACGAGGCCGCCCUCCUCUUCCAUCCUUAG
Molecule: messenger RNA, 1254 nt
Organism: Thecamonas trahens ATCC 50062
Lineage: Eukaryota; Apusomonadida; Apusomonadidae
Exons: 1
Coding region: 1-1254 (417 amino acids)
Source: RefSeq, a predicted model, not a curated record